CAUCAGUCGAGUGAUGGAUCACUCUCUAAACGACUGAGCUGUUCUAGUAUCUUUGGCGGGAGUUACACUUACCUUGUUUGAUUAAGUAGUUUAGCGAAUAAUAACUCUUCAUUUACUGAAAAUGGGAUUUCGUCGUGCAGUGGCCCUUGCAGUAGGGAUUUUUUUCUUUGCUUCUGGGUUACCAAAAGUUGUACCUUUGCAGCCAUUGCAUAACAAAAUGGUUUCUGAAUUCAAAGCAUUCAACAGGGUGUUCCCGCUCAAACAUUUUGGUGUUAAACUUGAAGCAGAUGUGUACCGCACUCUCAUAGGUGUUUUGGAAAUCGCAAUGGGCGUUUUGAUGGCUUUUGGACGGUCUGACGCUGCAUGGUUCAGUACUGUUGGUCUGCUCACAAUAAUGGUUGGCGCAGCAUAUACUUUGAUUGCCCUUGAAAAGCAAACGAUGGAAAUAGCCAUCCCAGUUGGUUUUGGAUGUGUCCUGUUCUGGCUCCUGUUUGGUGAUCGAUACUAAAAGACUGAUGGCGAUUACCAAUAAUUCUAAAAGUUGCUAUUUUGAAACUUUUUAUGUUUAACAUUCCAAAAACAAAAUUUAAUUCAGGCUAUACUAGCUUGUAAAUUUUGUAAAGAAUGAAUUAUAAUUGUUAUUUGACUUAACAUACAGUAGUUAAUUUUUUAGUUGUGUUGUGUUUAAUUGUUUGCGUGAUUAAUAUGUAAUGGUUUUUGAAUUCUGUCAUGAUUAUUUGGAAGCCUGCUAAGUUUUCUUGUACACGCACUAAUUGACCAUUGGGAUUGAUAAAAAUCUAGUUGGGGCGGUGGGUGGUGCUCAGCUAUUUUGGGUAACAAAAUUUAUGAAGGACGAAUAGAAAAUUCAGUAUAAACUGCCUAACCUUUGACAUUACCCAUAAGUCACUGCACAUGUGAAACUAUCAAGACAAUUUAUUGGUACUUACAGUGAUUAGGCCUACAUUAGGUUUGUACUAGUCUUGGUAUUCUUAUCAUUUCUGUAUUUGACUGUUCCUUGAUAUAGUGUAUAAAAUUACUAAUUGAUUGAUUGCGAAAAGUUUUAUAUACCGGUAGUUGGAGGGUUGAAAGAAUGUUAGGCAAAGUGAAUUUUGAAUUCAUUUGGAGCUAAGCUCCAUUCUCAG
Anneissia japonica is the source of this 1142-nucleotide messenger RNA. RefSeq lists its product as uncharacterized. The transcript has 2 exons. The record is from RefSeq and is a predicted model, not a curated record. The coding region runs from base 122 to 508 and encodes 128 amino acids. NCBI's taxonomy places the organism in Eukaryota, Metazoa, Echinodermata, Crinoidea, Comatulida, Comatulidae.